Messenger RNA from Eublepharis macularius, 5616 nucleotides. RefSeq names its product SR-related CTD associated factor 11 (gene SCAF11). Lineage: Eukaryota; Metazoa; Chordata; Lepidosauria; Squamata; Eublepharidae. Bases 128 to 5023 code for a protein of 1631 amino acids. Gene Ontology annotation, biological process: spliceosomal complex assembly. The record is from RefSeq and is a predicted model, not a curated record. The transcript has 16 exons. Gene Ontology annotation, molecular function: RNA binding.
GAGGCUUCCAGGAGGGCAUAUCCUGCGCGCCGCGGAGGCGCCGAAGGCCUCCAUGUUGAGGCAGCAAUAACGGAACCUCUGCCCAAGCCGCCCGCUCGGAAGGGGCUGCCAGAUUUGUUAAGCAGAAAUGAAGAAUAAAAAGCAAUAUAUACAAAAUACUGAGGAUGAAAAUCAUGAAGACACAGAAGCAGGUGAAGACAAUGAAGAAAACCGAUCCUAUUCCUCUAGCAUUUUUUCUGAUGAAGCUGACAGGUGUCCCAUCUGUCUAAACUGCCUGGCAGAGCAAGAAGUUGGUUUCCCCGAAAACUGCCGUCACAUAUUCUGCAUAACGUGUAUUCUCAAAUGGGCUGAGACCAGAGCUUCAUGUCCAGUUGACCGCAAACAGUUUCAAGCAGUAUAUAAACUAAAUGUACUGGAAGACUGUAUUAAGGUUCGGAUAAAGCAACAAGUAAGCAAAAAAGAUGACCUGCUUAGCUGUAAUGAGGGCAAGUAUUGCCCUAUGAAUAUGAAAAGCUUCGCAAGAAAGAAAGAAAAUCGAGACAGAAAACCUUUGAUGCCAAUCUUCUGGAAAGGCUGGAACCAAAACCUCACCGGAACAAGAAUUGGAGCUGGUUGCAAUGCCUGCCUCCUUCAACCUACUGGAAUAAGGCACAGAGCAGGCGGCAAUGCCCAUCCCAUCUUCACCCUGUUGGAAUCAGGCACCAAGCAGGCAGCAAUCUCCACCCCCCUUCAACCUGCCGGAAUCAGGAGCAGAGAAGGUGGCAAUGCCUGCACCCCCUUCACCCAGUUGGGAUCAGGAACGGAGCGUGUAGCAAAGCCCACCUCCCGCCUUCACCUGUCGGGAUCAGGCUCUUCAUAUAAUGAAGACAAAAAUGCUGUGUUGGUGAAGAAAAACAAGCCCAGAAGGCAGACUUGCUCAAACAGAUUCUUCAGAAGUAACUUGUGCAAUAGAUCUUUUUCCAGCAGUAGUUUCACUGGAGAAUCUUCUAAUCACCGCAAUGAGUGUAUAGAGAUCAGAAAAAUCGACACAAUUGUUGAACACAAGAGAAGAGAACUGGAGCUGUCAUGUUCUGUGCUAGCUGGAGGAGAAAGAAUCCCGUCCGUGUGCUAUGAGAUGGAAACUUGUCUCCGUGUACCCACUAUUGUGGUGGGAACUCUCUUUCCAGUAAACACUACGCCUUUGGAAAACUUUGGGUCUUCAGUAAAGGGGUAUGCUGUUACCUAUGUCCAGGAUGGAGAGGAGAAGAAGCAAACUUCUGGUGCAGCUGGCACAAGAGGAACAAGAAGGAAGAUUUCAGAUAAUACUCCUAGAAGAAGAUCUGCACGGAAUGCUAAAACAGAAACUGCAAGUCAGUCUCAGAGUUCACCAAAAUCAAGCAGUUCUGGAUGUGAGGCUAGUGGUGAUGGUAGCUCUUUUGUGAAUACUCCUUGUGCAGAAUCUGAAAAAUUACCUCCAAAACGAAAGGCCAAGAGAGCAGUUAAACAGCAGGAACCUUUAGUUAAAAAGAAACUCAGAAGCUACGGACGUUGUAGAAAGCCACCUAGUGAUCUAGUAGAAGGAGGUGAUUCUGAGACAGAGGUGACGGUGCAGCUAGAUAAAGGCCAUUUACCAGAUAUUGAAAAUAGUACCUCUGAUGCCAGUAGCAAAAGUGAUGUAGAACUGCAGUCUACUAAUGGCUUAGAAAAUUCCAAGGACCAUGUAGAAUGUAAGGAACUUACAGAAGUCUCUUGCAAAGAGCUGGAUACUUCAGAAGUCUUAAACACUAAUUCCUGUGUUCAAGAACCACCUUUGCUCACGCCUGAAGAAGAUACUGAGAAAUGUGAUGCAACAGGUGAUGAGUUUGAAAGUGAAAGAUGUUAUGUAAGUGCCAUUGAACAAGCAGAGCAAUCUGUACAUGCUCCUAGAGGAGAAUUGUCUGAUGACAUAGUAACACUUACACAUCAGCUUCAGGAAUUCAGUACUCCAAAGAAUGAACUGCCAGAAAAAGUGGAAUUGGUGGCAAUAGCAGAUGAGUCUUUACCUAGUUCUAAGGAUAAAUUAGUGGUGGGAGCUGAAUCUGUGGCAGUAGCAGAAGAGCCAUUGCCUAGCCCUGAAAGUGAGUUACAGGGGAAUCUGGAAUGUGCAGAAUCAGAAAAGCAGUUGAUGUCUGUCCCUGGAAAUGAAUUAUUGGGAAGAUUGGAAUCUGUAGUAGUAACAGAUGAGAUGCUGGACGGACAAGGAAAUGAGAGGCCCAAGGAGCCCCUGGCAGGUCAUUGUAUUCAGUCUAAUGAUUCAUUUCCAGAAGAAUCUGUGAUGGGCAAUAAGCAGGCAUUAAGUAGUCCUAGAAGUAAAUUACUGGAGCUCCAGGUGCCACUGGAGAUGGAAGAUGCUGAAACUGAAGAAAAAGAAGGAAAUACCCUUGCAAAUAAUGAAGACCAAAAAGAUACUGAUUUAUUGGUAAACAUUGCUUCAGAUAACAAAUGUGAUCAGUCUUCAGAUGAGGCCAGAGAAGAAUCCAGAAUGAGUGUAUUGCCCACAAUGCCCACUGAAGAUGUUAAACAUUUUGGUGAAGAUAACAAUGAGAUAGUAGCUAUGGAAUGUGAUUCGUUUAGUAGUGACCAGAAUGAUACUUGCGUAUACCAGCCCCUCGUGAGUGGCAUUGUAAAGCAAGAGGCAGAUUCCUUGCUACAUGAAAUGGAACACACACUAAUCUUUACAGGUCCUGAAAAGAGAGAAGAAUCAGAAUGCUCUACAGAACUUAAAAAAGAUAAAAAGAUACGAACUAGAAGAUCAAGAUUUCAUUCUCCGUCAACAACUUGGUCUCCAUCCAAGCGAGAAGGAAGAAGGUCUCAGUCUCCAUCUCCUGAAAGGAUAACUGUGUCUGAAGGCAGGAUGUCUCGGUCUCCCCGAAAAGCAGCUGUGUCUGAAGGCCGGAAAUCUCCUCAAAAGGAGGCUGUGUUGGAAGGCAGGAUGUCUCAGUCUCCCCAAAAGGAAAUUCUGGUUGAAGGCAGGAUGUCUUGUUCUCCCAAAAGGGAUAUUUCUAAAGAAGGGCAAAGAUCCUUAUCCCAGUCUCCAAAGAGGGAUCUGCUAAGAAAAAGGAAAAAAUCUUUAUCCCAGUCUCCAAAGAGGGAUCAACUGAGAGAAGGAAGAUCUCUGUCUCAGUCUCCAAAGAGGGAUCAUCUGAGAGAAGGGAGGUCUCAGUCCCCUUCUCCAAAGAGGGAUCUGCUGAGAGAAGAGAGACAAUCCUUGUCUCAGUCCCCAAAGAGGGACCUGCUGAGAGAAGGGAAGAGAUCUCCCUCAUGUUCACCAAAGAGGGAUGGGUUGAGAGAAAGGAGGCGGUCAUCUUGGACACGAACAAAAGACUCUUCUCCAAGACACAAAUGCAGGUCUCAAAGUAGGGAUAGAGAUAGUGAUAAAGAGGGGCAAAACCAAGAUAUUGACAGAGAGAGAGGUAGGAGAAGAUGGUCGCAAUCACGUUCAAGAUCUAGAUCUAGAUCCAGAUCCAGACCUAGGAACAAAGGCCUCUCGUUCCCUAGAAAUGAGAGGGACAGUUAUUCACCUCCUAGAUGGAAAGAACGGUGGACAAAUGACAGUUGGAGAAGUCCUAGAGGAAAUGAUAGGUACAAAAGAAAUGAACCGGAUAAGCUUGCUGAGAACUUGAAGAGAGAAAGGGACAGUACAAGCAAAGAAGAGGACACACUACAAGAUCCUGACCAGUAUAGAAAAGAUUAUCCAGACUGGGUAAUGGAAAAGAUAAAUUCUGUCCCAGAAAGUAGGAACAGAGAGAGGGAAAAAUUUCAAAGUCAAUCAUGGGAAGAAAAUAGACACAGUAAUUCAGGGCCUCCUUGGAAUAGAAACUUUGGAUCUGGUUGGAAUUCAAAUCGUGGCAGAGGUGGUCGAAACAGAGGUGGUCGUGGCAGAGGUAGCUUUUUAUAUGGAGACCAGAGUGAAAAUCGCUGGCAAACUCGGAAGCCCCACUCAGGGAACACAAACAGCACUGGGAAUGAAAGUUCCAGAUUUCCAGAACAUCAGCCAUACAAACGCAAGUCAGAGCAAGACUUCUCGUUUGAUACACCUGCUGAUAGGUCUGGCUGGACAUCUGCAUCUAGCUGGGCUGUAAGAAAGACUUUACCAGCAGAUGUGCAGAAUUAUUAUUCGAGAAGAGGCAGAAAUUCUCCAAGUCCACAGUCAGCAUGGACAAGACAAGAGGAAGCAGCAGCACCCGAGCAAGAUCUGAACUUCAAAGACCAAACCAAUCAACAAAGUGAUAAUUCUCAACUACCAAUAAACAUCAUGCAACCACAGAUGAAUGUAAUGACACCAGUAAAUACGCAGCAUCAGCCAAUGAAUAUCUUCCCAUAUCCAAUGGGUGUCCAUGCUCCUAUUAUGAACAUUCAACACAAUCCAUUUAACAUCCCGCCGCCGGUGCCCAUGCAUCUUCAUACAGGAGUGCCUCUUGUCCAGGUAGCAACACCUACCAGUGUGUCUCAGGGACCACCUCCUCCACCACCACCUCCACCACCAUCUCAGCAGGUUAAUUAUAUUGCUUCCCAACUGGAUGGAAAACAGUUGCAGGCUGUUCCUGUUACUUCCCAUGGUGUCAACAACAUGAGUACCCCAAUUCUGCCUGUUUCAACAGCAGCUUUGGGAAGCAUGGAGGCAGUUCAGGGACCAAGUUCUGGUAAUACGACAUCGUCAAGUAACAUCAAAUCUUCUAAUAUUGCUGUAAAAUUGGCUGAAAGCAAAGUAAGUGUAACGGUGGAAGCCAGCGCAGAUAGCUCGAAGAAAGACCAGAAACUACUAAUUCAGGAAAAAGCUGCACAAGAAGUGAAACUGGCCAUUAAGCCAUUUUACCAAAAUAAAGAUAUUUCUAAAGAAGAAUAUAAAGAGAUUGUGAGAAAAGCAGUAGAUAAGGUUUGUCACAGCAAGAGUGGGGAAGUGAAUUCUGCAAAAGUGGCAAAUUUGGUCAAAGCUUAUGUGGACAAAUACAAACAUUCACGGAAGAAAAAUCCUGAAGAAAUGGUUUCUGUGGAAAGGAAAUGAAAGUUGCCUGAAAAAUGUCAUCGAGAUGUCUGCAAAGUGCAAUUUUGACGUGGACUAUUAACAAAAAAUAAUGGAUGAAAUCUGAUUUUGAUAAAAUUAUUUUUCAAUAUAGUGUAUAAUGUUUUGUUAUAAAUAAAUACAGAUUAAUGCUGCAAGUUCUUUAUCCUUUUGCAAAAGGAUAUGUAAAGAGAAACUGAAAGGAAUAAAGGAGCGUGUCCCUGCUUAGUAAUAUACAGUUCUGUGAUUGCCACAUGCACAGUAUUUUGUUUCAAACAGUGGAGUGCAGAGGCUCGAAUGUUUGUCAAAAUACUGUGAUUUGGAAAGAAGUAUGUACUAUAUAUGUAAAUCAGUCAGGAAAAGGGAGUCAAGGUGAUUUAUUUGGUCGUCCUGCCAACCCCAGUUCUAGUACAGUAAAGUAUUUUGCUUCAAUUUACAGGCUCAACAUGUGUUUUAAAAGCACACUGUGUCUGAAUAGAAUAACUUUUCAAAAAAACAAAACACCCUUCCCGUCCUACCAUAGCAAAUUUUGGUGCCCAAAAUUGUGGGCAUGGUUUUCCUAUUGUAACACCAAAUAAAGGCGAUGCUGCUUGUUA